UAUACUGUUUCUUUCUUGCAGUGACAACAUAUAUAAAUAUACAUAGUUUUAGCUCAUAUUUCACCCUCUUUUUCUCUCUCUCAUGAUCAAUGGCUGAUAAGGAAAGGAACACUAGCUUUAGCAACCAGCGCGGAUGCGAACCCUGCAGAUCUUUUGGCCAGAAAUGCAGCCAUUUGGUGAAGAAGCAACGAGCCAAGUUCUACAUUCUCCGCCGGUGCAUAGCUAUGCUUAUUUGCUGGCAUGAACGCGAGCGUGGAGAGCCCUGAUGAGUGAUGGUGAAACCACCGGCCUAGGUAGCUUGCCUGCUUGUAUUAUUGGCUUAUUGCAAAAUCUUGAUGAGCCAUAUAUAUACAUAUAUGAGAGUGCAAUUAAUAGGGGAACUUACCUGUUUUCUUUAAUUUUCAAGAUAUAUACUAUCAUUAAUUAUUAAUUAUAGCGUUUAUCUUGAAUUUGGCUUGUCAAUAUGGACUAUUCUAUCUUAGCUAGAUCCCUGUAUCUUAGCUUCUAGCUCUCAAGAUUCUAAUUAAGUUCCUUGUAUAUUUUCUUCUCCUCAUUUUCUUGUCAAACAAACAGACUUUGUUUCAA
Hevea brasiliensis (rubber tree) is the source of this 585-nucleotide messenger RNA. RefSeq names its product small polypeptide DEVIL 16. The record is from RefSeq and is a predicted model, not a curated record. The coding region runs from base 90 to 266 and encodes 58 amino acids. Gene Ontology annotation, biological process: negative regulation of cell population proliferation. NCBI's taxonomy places the organism in Eukaryota, Viridiplantae, Streptophyta, Magnoliopsida, Malpighiales, Euphorbiaceae. The transcript has a single exon.